Molecule: messenger RNA, 339 nt
Organism: Olea europaea var. sylvestris
Lineage: Eukaryota; Viridiplantae; Streptophyta; Magnoliopsida; Lamiales; Oleaceae
Product: glycine-rich cell wall structural protein-like
Exons: 1
Coding region: 1-339 (112 amino acids)
Source: RefSeq, a predicted model, not a curated record
AUGACUUCCAAAUUCGUUCUCUUGGUUCUUCUUGGUGUUCUUCUUUGCACCACCACUGCGAGAAAGCUAGUUGGCACUGAUGGUUCUUUCAAUGAUGAAAAAUUCUUAUUUGAUCACUGGAAUUUAGGAGGCGGCGGUGGCGGCGGAGGUGGUGGUGGAGGUGGAGGAAUAGGGGGUGGUUCUGGUUUUGGAGAAGGAUUUGGUGGUGGGUUUGGAGGUGGUGCUCAAGGAGGAGGAGGAGGUUUUGGGGGUGGAGGUGGUGGUGGAGGUGGGUUAGGCGGAGGAUUUGGUAGUGGAUUUGGAUUUGGUGCAGGGUAUGGUGGUGGAAUAGGAGGUUGA